AUGGAAUCUGAAUCGCCGAACAAGGUCAUGGCUCGUGAUCUGGCCGACAUCAGCAACAUCUCAGCAUCACUGUCGGUGUCGAGGGAGCUGCCACCAUUCUCGCGGCUGGAGAUCUAUCAGAAGAUUACUGCUCUCCACCAUCACAUGAAUUCUCCCAGGACCCCCAAGACAGAUCGCACGCACUACAGGCCAAGGUCGAGCAGCAUAAGCAAGAAGGUGCAGGAGUUCAAGAGUCAGUUCCGUCCUCAGACCGUUGUUCACAGCCCCCGGAGGCCCCAGCAGAGUCCAGGGAGCCGCCAGGGCCAUGGCGAACUGGAUCCCGAGCUGCAGCUAAGCAUGGAGACGAAUCGCUUCAUCGAAGACUUGUCCGAGAGCCUGAGUGGUCUGCCGAUAGAGCACAGCCAGUUCCGGCUCGUUGAGCAAGAGCCGCAGAGUCCUUACACGCUACGGCCGGACAGCCCGGUGACUCAGGAGGCCAUGGCAAGGCUGGGGAUAGUACAUUCGGAAGUGGAGCCUCUGGAAUAUGAGAAGAUUUUGAGAGAUACCAAGUACAACGAGAAGAUUGCAGGCAUACGAUAUCAGUUCCUUGAAAAGAGCAGGCAGGCGCUUCUUGAAGACGUCAGGCAAGAGCGGGAGAGACUGUCGCUCCUGCGGAACAUCAUCGUUGGUAUGAAGGAACGGGAGCUCCGGGAGAUCUUCAAUCGCUUCGCUGCUGGGAGUGGAGCGCCGCAGGUCAUGAGCUCGAGGGAGAGGACUAUGGACUUCAACGAGUGGUGCGCGUGCUUGAAGGAGCUCAGCAUGCUGCCAGACAAGGUGUCGAUGGACCUGGCCAGGGAGAUCUUCACCUUCCAUGCCAACGAAGGGCGAGGAGAGCAGGUGGGUAACGCGAUAGACUUGGUGAAGUUCCGGGCGUGUUUAAAGGAGGCCAUUGACCAUGUCAAGAGGGAAGAGACGAUGAAGAAGCGGACGACCAUCGGGUACGGGAGGUCGAUCAAGGAGGAGCUCGAAAAGAAGAAGUCGGAGAUCGAGCACCUGAAGGGGAUAGAGCAGCGUAGGCUGGCGCGAGAGUUUGCGAUCGAGGUCAACACGAGGGACAAGAUUGCCCAGCUGUCGGAGAAGCUGACCUAUGCCGAUCAUGUGGUGAAGAAGCGCAUCGUCGAGUUCAGGCAGUCGCAGAGGGUGAAGCGGAUGGCGGAGAAGGAGAGGUUCGAAGAGCGGGUGAUGCAGAACAUGAAGAGGAAGGAGGAGCAGGAGGAGGCCCAGCGUCGAUACCAGAGGAACAAGGAGGAGAGAGAUGAGGAGCAAAGAGUGCUGAGGGAACAACAGAUGGAAGAGAGGAAGGUAGUCAAGGUAGAGCUCCUACAUCUCAAGUCCGCACACUUGCGGUCAAGACAGUUGAGGCACCAGCGAGCGGAGGAGCACAGGAGAAACGAGCUCGAGUCGCGACUGGCGGUGAAGAAGGAGCGGAACGAGUCGUUCCAGGAGCAGAAGAUGCUGCUGACCAGCCGGCGGCAGCGCAUGGCGAUGGAGUGGGCGUACAAGCACGGGCUGCUGAAGGAGGCGAAGGAAGAGUUCGCAUGGAAAGGCAAGUUCGUCAACAUUCCUCUCCCUCUCCAGGACUUCAAACUGAUCCAAAACUUCAACGCACCCAAGAUCCCAGUCUACCUUGAGGACCUGGACGAGGAGGCGGUGGAACUGCAGGCAGGAGAGACUAGGGAAGGGACGGUAGAGCAGGCGGGGUACCACGACUACAAGUUCUUCGUCUCCUCAGAAAUCCCCCGAUGCUCCGUACGGAUCUGCCUCAAGGCGAUCUCGGGGGAUCCGGACGUGUACGUGGGCAACGGGGCGUGCAGGAGGCCGAGGAAGGAGGAGGAGAAGUACACGUGGCACAAGUCAGACUGGGGGGACGACAAGAUGGUGCUGUACUACUGGGAGGAGACGUUCUCCCUGGGCUGGCUGUACAUCUCAGUGCGGGGGUCGAGGAUGGGAGGGGACGGGCGGUGCGACUACGAGCUGUCGGUGGAUGCGAAGCCCAUGCCGAGCAUGGAGAUCACGAUGAAGGGGCCGAGUAUGGGGGAAGGGGAAGGGUAG
This is a messenger RNA of Guillardia theta CCMP2712, 2091 nucleotides long. RefSeq lists its product as hypothetical. The record is from RefSeq and is a predicted model, not a curated record. The transcript is spliced from 3 exons. The coding region runs from base 1 to 2091 and encodes 696 amino acids. Lineage: Eukaryota; Cryptophyceae; Pyrenomonadales; Geminigeraceae.